ACAAAUCGACUAUAACGAUCGCAUCACACAACAGAAUUCGGAACUAAUCGGCGGGUAAAAGAGCCGUCGAUUAGUACCUCCGGCCCCGAUCGACUGGCCGGUCCAAAUCGCCUAUGACACCGGCAUCUCUUUUGUGAAGCUAAACUAAUGUGCGUAAAGAAAUCCCGUUUGGUGCCACUGCUCCGUAUCUGGCGCAUGCGUAAUUCAAUAGUUUGGCGUUGCCAGUGAAAGAGGAAAGAUGGAGAACUACAAGCUCGAAAACCGCCUCGGAAAAGGAGCACAAGGACAAGUUUUCCUGGCAAUAGACAAGUCUGAUGACAAAAGAUAUGUGUUGAAAAAGGUUGAAUGUAAUGAUGAGACUGAAGCCACCAAAGCUUUCAAGGAGGCUAUGGCUCUUCAAGAGCUCAAGCAUGCAUACAUCUGUGGGUACAAGGAUUUCUUCGUCUCUUGGGACAAAGAGGAAGCUGCUAUCAUAGUUUGUAUAGUCAUGGAUUACUACAAGAUGGGUGAUCUGGACAGAUUAUUGAAGAAGAAACGUAAAAAGAAUGAAGCCAUCGAAGAACUGAUCCUGAAGAAAUGGUGUGGACAGAUGAUCGAAGCUCUUGAAUUCGUGCAUAAAAGAAAAGUCAUUCACAGAGAUUUGAAACCAAGUAACAUCUUCCUCACCGAUGACCUCACACUCUCACUUGGAGACUUUGGUGUAGCAACCAUCAUGGAUGACGCUAGAACCAAGGCUAGGACUACUGUGGGUUCAAUGAACUGGAUGGCACCUGAGGUUUUAGAGAAGCCAUACGAUGAGAGAAGCGAUGUCUGGUCUUUAGGCUGUAUUAUUCUUGAGAUGGCUACUUGUGGAUUCUUAGAUACGCAAUCAGUGGGUCAAGUUUUAAUGGACAUCAAGCAAGAUCCAGCUAGAUUAGAAGAGGUUCUAGAAACAGUGAGUAAGACUUACUCUGCAGAUCUUAGUCAAGUUAUUCGCACGAUGCUGAGGAGAAACUUUCAACAAAGGCCAUCAGCAUUAGAAUUGGUAGAGUUACCUUACAUCAAGGAAUGCCUAGCAUUGAGCAACUCAGCUCUGACCGGCAAAAAGAAGGAGAAACAGAAGGCAGCAAAGGAUUGUCCAACAGAUAAGGGUAUUCCUGGUGUCAUAGCUUUCAUUACAGAGAAUAAAGAUAAUGAGAUCUCCAUUACAAGAGCAUUCAAAUAUCUCAACACACUUCAAACUCCUCAGAUUGAUGAGGCGGGUAAGAAGCUGAUUAUCACCUGUAUGAAGAGUAAUGUAUCAGAAGUAGCUUUACAGAUAGAAGCCUGCCGACUCCUACUGACUCUCACAGCAGCUGCCGAUGCUGAAUCUGACGCUGAUGAUUAUCUGUUUUCUGAGGAAGUCAUCCGGGCUGUAACUCUACCAAUGAAGGCCCAUCCAUCGUCCAGAGAUUUCCAGAAUAUAGCUUGUUCUCUUCUGAAAACUAUAGCAUUAAGUGAGCAAGCGGCAGGGUCAAUAGGUAAGCUAGGAGGUAUCCAAGAUAUUCUAUCAGCUCUACGAACGCAUCCUGCUGAUGCCCAGGUCUGUGCCAACUGCUGCAGUGCCCUCUCCUAUCUCACAAUCAAUGAUAAGAAUCUCGACAUCAUGAGAGAGGAAAAAGGCGUAGUUGAUUUAAUGAAUGCCAUGGAAUCACAUGAUUCAGACUCCUCGGUCAUGGAUUUUACGUGCUCGGCUUUAUGGGGACUCUCCCUAGAAGAUGAGAAUGUAGAAAUGAUGGCAGCAAGAGGCCUGGCAAAAGUAUUACUCAAAGCAAUCACUGAUCAUAAACAGCAUGCUGACGUGGUGAAGAAUGCCUGCAUGGCGUUGUCCAGCCUGGUAGCGGAGUCCGAGGAGAGUGCGUACCUGGCCCACAAUUCUGAUGGUAUCGAGAUCGUAGCCGCUGCCUACCAAGUCCAUAAGGAGAACCCGGACGUGGUGGAAUAUGUUUGCUCUUUCUUCAUGGAUCUAGCUGAAACUGAUGAUAUUCUAGAGGAUAUGAAGAGCAUGUCAAAAGUCAAGGACAUCAUCAAAGAGGUCAAGGUCAAAUAUGCUUCAAAUGAGGAUAUCAUGGGGAAUGCAGAGACGGUAGAGUCAAUGAUAUCAGGUGGUAAACCGCCAACGAACAGACCUAGCUCAGCCAGACCUAAGGGCAAGUAGACCCUGACAUAUCGCCAACAGACAAGCCACAAGAAGCUGCCAUUUAAUGAUAUCUUCAUGCACAACAGAACAAACUUAAUUCUUUUUAUUAAUGAUUGUAAUACGAACACUCCCUUAUUCUGAGUCUUUCCAAUGAAAUUUCAAUUUCAGUGUUAUGCAAAAUAAAAUUAUCCGCCUUAUAUAAACAAGAUCAAAUUAUGAAUUAUUGAAAUUAUUUUACAGUACGUAACUGCAUUUGAAAUUAAUUGCUGCACGUAUCUUGUUUAUAUGAUCAAAGAGUUGCUCACACUGCUGCUUGCAUUGAAAACUCAUUUGUGCCUUCAAAUACAAAAUCAAAUCAAUUCAUCACAGUCACUUAUGAAACGUUAAUCACCACGGGGUGUUUCACAAAGAUCUAAGUAUGACUUAGAGUUGAACUUAAGUACCGAGUUGCGUACUGUAUGAAACGCUUGACCGCAUUGGUCGGAUCGUGUCAUGAGGACACUCACUACUGUGUAUCUAUCAAUAAGAUCAUGUACGCGUCAGUAUUUAAGUGUGAUUUAAGUCCUUAAGUCUUUGUUAAACACCCCCCAGGUUGAACAGAAGGAUACCGAGAUCCAAUUUAUUUCUUUCAAUUGUUUUAGUAUUGGGUUGCUGACCAAAAGAAUGAUAUCCAAAGCUAUUACAUGCUUUGGGAAUCUGAUAUCACUGCUUCUGUUCACAAUAUCCACACUUUGCCACUCUCGACCCAGAUGCUAAAUGGGUACCCGGUAGGAUGUGAAAGUCAUUGUAGCUUGUCCAG
Lytechinus variegatus (green sea urchin) is the source of this 2957-nucleotide messenger RNA. RefSeq names its product serine/threonine kinase-like domain-containing protein STKLD1. Gene Ontology annotation, molecular function: protein binding; protein serine/threonine kinase activity; ATP binding. The record is from RefSeq and is a predicted model, not a curated record. Gene Ontology annotation, biological process: protein phosphorylation. The coding region runs from base 239 to 2176 and encodes 645 amino acids. The transcript is spliced from 22 exons. Lineage: Eukaryota; Metazoa; Echinodermata; Echinoidea; Temnopleuroida; Toxopneustidae.